AUGAAAAAGUUGGCACAUUCCAGAAGUUUCGCCGGCAGAGAGUUUGGACAUGAUGCAGUGGAAGAUUCCAAAAAAGAAGUCGCAAUUAGUACUCAACAGGGAACAAUUGACAAGAAAGUGUCCCCGUUUUUGUUUGAAGGAGACAUUUUCCUAUCCCGUCGACAAGCUGUGGAUAUUCUCAAAGCACUUUCUAAGGAUAAAACUAAGAGACUUAGACGAUCCUUUGUCUCCGAUAAAACUGCAAUGUGGAAAACUCUUCCGAUCAAGUACAGAUUCCAUGAGAGUAUAGAUUUCUACACCAUCAGUCAAAUCAUCGCCGCCAUUCGAUUCUGGGAGGAUUCUACGUGUAUCACUUUUGAGAAUGUGUCGGAUGCACCGGAUGGUGACUAUAUAGAGUUUUUCAGUGGACAAGGGUAG
This is a messenger RNA of Caenorhabditis remanei, 417 nucleotides long. RefSeq lists its product as uncharacterized. Gene Ontology annotation, molecular function: metalloendopeptidase activity. The transcript has 5 exons. Lineage: Eukaryota; Metazoa; Nematoda; Chromadorea; Rhabditida; Rhabditidae. The coding region runs from base 1 to 417 and encodes 138 amino acids. Gene Ontology annotation, biological process: proteolysis. The record is from RefSeq and is a predicted model, not a curated record.